UCUAUACUCCAGAGAUGAUGGAUAAUGAUGCAACUCCAGUUGCCUGAUUAACUGUCAUUCGCAGGUCUUCGGUUUGUUUGUGUUUUGUUUAUCAAUAAAUUGCGCCGUCUUGGAUGCGAAAUCUUCGGGGCCGACGCGUUUUCUCAAGGACGUUGUUUUCGAGGAAGGUGUGCAGGUGAUAUGUCCGUCGAAUCGCACGCCGCUUAAAUAUGACCGUGGCAUUCCGAAAUAUGUGAAGAAGAAGCAAAAAAAAGAAAAGAUCGCGUUAUCAAAAUGAUGUCCGAUGACUCUGAAAACGACGGGGCCUACGUGGAGAGCAACCACGAGAAUAACGUGUACUACAAGAAGUACAAACUGCUGCUCGCUGAAUGCGAGAACAUCCAGAAGAGUAACGAGAGACUAGUGUACAGGAUAGAGGAGGUCAAGAAGAUCAGUCAGAGGAGGUUCGAGCAGGUCAAGUACAUGAAGGAUAAACUGAUGAGCAAAUAUGGGGAGGAUUGGACGGAGAUUCCGGAGAAGAAAAUCAAAUUGGAGGAUGAGGAGGCGACGAGUCUGAGCGAGACGACCAAUCACUUUGCGACUGUCAAAGAGGAAUCCGCCCAUUCGGUUAAGGAGGAGGCGGCGACGACGGUUGUGGAGGAGAGGUCGCAACAACUGCCGCCAAAGCCACCACCACCACCUCCACAGCAGAGUGUAGCCGCAGCGAAACCUGUAAAGAAGAAACGGAAAAGCAAUAAGAGCGAGAAGGAUCCGAACGCUCCGAAGAGACCGUCGAAUCCGUUCUUCCAGUUCUGUCAGGAUCAGAGGCAGGUGCUUUUGGGACAGAUCAUGGCGGAACUGAAACCGGGUGAGGUCGAACCGACCAAGCAGGAACUGACGAGGCAGUUGGCCAUCAAAUGGAGGAGUCUUUCAACAGCUGAUAAACAGAUCUACGUGGACAUGUACGAGCGAUCCAAGGAAAAGUACGCGGUUGAAAUGUCCGAGUACAAUAUGAAGAAGUGAUUUUCUUCUUUUUUUUUGAGUGUAAAUAAUAUGUGUAUAAAAGAAUUCCCGCCCUCUCUAAA
Nicrophorus vespilloides is the source of this 1064-nucleotide messenger RNA. Its product is annotated as high mobility group B protein 13-like. Lineage: Eukaryota; Metazoa; Arthropoda; Insecta; Coleoptera; Silphidae. The transcript has 3 exons. The record is from RefSeq and is a predicted model, not a curated record. The coding region runs from base 274 to 1002 and encodes 242 amino acids. Gene Ontology annotation, molecular function: transcription cis-regulatory region binding.